AUGCACCAACCGCCAGCCGGCACUGCCCAAAAAGUGCCGCAGAUCAGCGUGAACGGAAUCCAACAGCAAGUGGCGGACAACUUCACUUAUCUGGACAGCACCCUCUCCCGCAGCAAUAAAGUCGACGGCGAAGUUGCCCGCCGCAUUUCCAAAGACAGCCAAGCCUUCGGCCGUCUACAGAAUGCCAUCUGGAACCGCCACGGCCUCCAUCUAAACACGAAGCUGAAGAUGUACAAAGCAGUCAUCCUGCCGACGCUGCUGCAUGGAACAGAGACCUGGGCGGUAUACAAAAAGCGGGCACGGAGAAUCAAUCGCCUCCACCUCAGUUGUCUUCGACGGAUACUGAAACUGAGGUGGCAGGACCGAAUCCCCGGUAAUGGCGUAUUGGAACGGACCGGAUUUCUUAGCAUCUACAACGUGCUGAGACAAUUGCAACUGUGUUGGAGCGGCCACCUCGUGCGGAUGGACGACGGGCGGCUACCCGAACGACUUUUCUACGGAGACGACGCCACGGGUUCCCGCUUCCCAUAAGGCCAAAUCCGUCGAUACAAGGGCACUCUGAUGACCUCUCUGAAGCGUCUGCAGAUCAACCCGGCCAACUGGGAAGACAUCGCUCAAGACCGACCGAUCUGGCAGAGGGCAGUCUAGACAGGCGGAGCGAUCUACGAGGCAAACCGCAUCGUCGCCGCAAAAGCCAAACGGAAGGUACGCAAAUCUCAGCUGCGCCCACCUAGCAACCCCAACAUUCAACCGCCCCCAACGUGUCCACGAUGUAAGCGGACAUUCCGGGCACAAAUUGGACUCGUUAGACACCUUUGGAUCGACUGCACUACUCGGAAUGCACUAACCGUUGUCUCUCCGUCCACCUCUCACUCGCCUUCUAUACCGUCAGUUAACACUGACCGCCCUCCCGAACCACCACUGCUAUUCUCCUCCUCCUCCUCUUGCUCCUACUCCUACUCAUACUCCUCCUCCCCAUUAUCCUGCCGCACUGCCUCAACGUCUGCCGUUGUGGCGUCUGUCACGCACACCAACAUAACACACCAUCCUGACACACCAACAAACAUCAACCCCACUACCGCCAACACCAGUGGUGAGGACCUGGUCUACACAUUUCCUCAUUGCGACCGCAACUUCACCUCAAGCAUCGGCUUGGUCGGUCACUUGCGAAUCCAUCGCUCAAAGACUGGCGAACCAGUGUCUGGAGCACCAACCUACAUCCGCCGCAUUCGCCUCCACUGCCCACACUGCCCCCGCACAUUCAUACAUCGCAUUGGCCUAUUCGGCCACAUGCGCGUCCACGAAAACUAG
Spirometra erinaceieuropaei is the source of this 1311-nucleotide messenger RNA. Lineage: Eukaryota; Metazoa; Platyhelminthes; Cestoda; Diphyllobothriidea; Diphyllobothriidae. The record is from the annotation of a GenBank genome assembly.